AUGGCUUUUAUCAAUACUUUAUCAUCCCAUUAUGAACUCACAACCUACUCCCAAGCUUCUCAACUACCUGAAUGGUGUACUGCUAUGCAAAAUGAAGUUCUUGCCCUUGAACAUAAUAGAACUUGGGACAUUAUUUCCUUACUGCCAGACAAAACCCCAAUUGGUAGUAAAUGGGUCUACUGUGUCAAGUGCAAUGCUGAUGGCCUUCUUGAGAGAUACAAGGCCCAUCUUGUUGCCCAAGGUUUCACCCAAAAAAGGGGUAUUGACUAUUUUGAAACGUUCUCCCAGUAG
Molecule: messenger RNA, 291 nt
Organism: Gastrolobium bilobum
Lineage: Eukaryota; Viridiplantae; Streptophyta; Magnoliopsida; Fabales; Fabaceae
Exons: 1
Coding region: 1-291 (96 amino acids)
Source: RefSeq, a predicted model, not a curated record